AUGGAAUCCACCGGGGUUAACUGGGUGCUCGCCAUGCUUGCGGGGGCUCUGCUGUGGUCCACCAGUGGCUCUGCGGCGCCCAUGGAGUGCCACUUUAACUCCAGAGCGCUGUGUGUCUACGAGGGGAGACAGUACUCGCUGGGGGAAACCUGGAUGGACAACGCCUGUCUGCAGUGCACCUGUCUGCACCCUGUUGGUGUCGGUUGCUGUGAGACGGUGCAUCGGCCGGUGGAUUUUCCUGCAUGGUGUGAGGUACAGGUGGAGCCAGUGACCUGCAAAGUCUCCCUGGUCCAGACGGCUGACCGCCGCCUGCCCUGCACCCCGGGCGAGGAAAACAGGGACCCCAGCCAUGGAUCACUCAAGCUACAGCAGCAGCUAGAGGGCUAG
Myripristis murdjan (pinecone soldierfish) is the source of this 387-nucleotide messenger RNA. RefSeq names its product microseminoprotein, prostate associated 1 (gene msmp1). The coding region runs from base 1 to 387 and encodes 128 amino acids. The transcript is spliced from 3 exons. NCBI's taxonomy places the organism in Eukaryota, Metazoa, Chordata, Actinopteri, Holocentriformes, Holocentridae. The record is from RefSeq and is a predicted model, not a curated record. Gene Ontology annotation, cellular component: cytoplasm.